This is a messenger RNA of Syngnathus acus (greater pipefish), 2387 nucleotides long. It is a transcript of the gene fez1, whose product is annotated as fasciculation and elongation protein zeta 1 (zygin I). The coding region runs from base 232 to 1473 and encodes 413 amino acids. Gene Ontology annotation, cellular component: axon; cytoplasm. The transcript has 10 exons. The record is from RefSeq and is a predicted model, not a curated record. Lineage: Eukaryota; Metazoa; Chordata; Actinopteri; Syngnathiformes; Syngnathidae.
GAGGGAGGGAGGGAGGGAAGGAGGACACAUAAGGGGGGCUGAGGGAGGGAAAGGAUACGGAAGGAUCUUCAAGCCAUUUCCUUUCUUUUUCACUCCCAUUUGAAUGUAGCAUCCCUUCAUCGGUGACAUUUUCAAGCGAGCCAGCGCCUAUUCUGGUCCUGCCUGCCAUCAAACAGGAACAUCACGUCCACAUCCACUGCAGCUUUUGGACUCCGAAAGUGAGGGGAUACCAUGGAAGCCCCUCUCGUGUGUUUGGAUGAGGAGUUUGAGGACCUCCGGCCUUGCCGUACGGAUGAGUAUGACCACCCGGCGGUGCUCAAGCACCCCUCUUACACCACCACCACCACCACCACCGUGGUCCCGCUGGUCUCCAUCACCCGAGAGGACUUCUCUGAGCUGGAGAACUUUUCCGAGAUGAUGAGCUUCAAGUCUAUGGAGGACCUGGUCAACGAGUUUGAUGAGAAACUCAACGUCUGCUUCCACAAUUACAACACCAAGACCGAGGGCCUGGCGCCAAUACGCAACCAGUCGCAAAACCAAGAGGAGGAGGAGCGGCUCCAGGAUGAAGAUGUGUGGGAUGCUCUAACUGACAAUUACAUUGCUGCAUGGGACGGUCCAGACUCCGAAGGAUUCAACGCCAAUUUUUCUGACAAAGAGAUCCACGAAAAAGAGGAGGAAGAAAUGAAUGAGAAGAAUGACAAUGCCAAUUGUCUGAACGAAGAGCCUCUCAUCACAGCAGAUCAGGUCAUUGAGGAGAUAGCAGAGAUGAUGGAAAACUCCCCAGACCCCGGUGAAACCGAGGAAGAGGACGAGGAGGAGAGCAGUCGUUGCUCCUCCAGGACUCAGCCUUCCCUGCUGGAGGAGAUCCGACAACUGUCCCAAGCCUCUAACAACAACUGUUCUUAUGAAGGCCUGAGUCUGAUGCCCAGCUCCACGCUAGUUGAACUCUUGCACCGCGUGGAAGCCGCCAUCCGAGAGUACUCGGAGGAACUGGUCAGUCAGCUGGCACGGCGCGACGAGCUGGAGUUUGAGAAAGAGGUGAAGAACACCUUCAUCGGUGCCCUGAUGGACGUGCAGAAUAGGCAGAAGGAGCAGCGAGAUAAUAGCAAACGCCGACGCCGGGACAAAGCUUUGAGCCUGCAGGGAGGAGUGGCUCUGGUGCCGGUGCCGGCCAACGCGGCCAAUACCGGCACCGCUGCUCGUGCGGACAAGACGCCAAGCAUGCCUGUCAAGCGCUUCAGUAUGGAGGGACUAUCCAACAUCCUUCAGACGGGCAUAAGACAGACUUUUGGAAGCACAGGCAAUGAGAAACAGUAUCUGAACACAGUCAUUCCUUAUGAGAAGAAAAGCAGCCCACCAUCUGUUGAUGACCUGCAGAUGCUAACAAAAAUUCUUUUUGCCAUCAAAGAAGACAGCGAGAAGGUGCCUACGCUGCUAACUGACUACAUAUUAAAAGUUUUGUGUCCUACCUAAAGCUUGGUACCGGCAGUCAGGCGGGCAGUCAGUCAGUCAGUCCGACAGGCAGGCAGGGGCGGGGCCACGGUGUGAACUCCUCCUUUGCCCGCUGGCAGCAUGACCCUUCUCCUCGUUGGUGGUUAUUCCGCCGCCACUGCCGCCGCAGCAUCAACCUUAUAUGCACCUCACCUAUGAUGAUUGCUUCUUGCUGAGCUCAUCCUGUCUCUCCUCGCACUUAAUCAUGCUUUAGCCAGCCACUGAAAUAUUUCAAGCGGGACAGCCAGAUCCCUCUUUUAAAGGACUUCACUCAUGGAGCAUGACACACACACACACACACACACACACACACACACACACACACACACACACACACACACACACACACACACACACACACACACACACACACACACACACACCAUGGUGUUUGUGCAUUUUAUUCCUCUGUUUUCAUUCUUAUUUAUUCCAGUCAUACUUCAUGAGAGUACAUUGCAUUCAUAAACACCACCCCUCCCUACCUGUAUUGUUUAAAUUGAAGCAGUUUCUUUGACCACACAAGCCAUGCACUGUUUUCUGAUCACUGUAGCGGAGACGGAGUGAAAGAGAAACCCAUCAAUUCAGGUGCAGUGCAUUCUUCUGGUCUUGUUUCCUGUUCUUUAGUUGACUGUGACUACACAGUAGGUUUUGUAAUCUCUUUUCAUUUGUAUCAAACAUUUGAUAGAACCGGAUUUUUCUACUUUGAUUUGAUGUCACCGGAGUGACAGCUGCUGCUGUGUAUUCCGUAUUAAUCCGUCCGUCCACAGUUUACCUUGGAUAGCGAGCGAGCCUUGGUCAACUAGUCCAGGAAAGGUGCACACAUUGGCAUAUGUGAUGUGUAAAUGAAUCUUACAUUGCUAAAUUGCAAAUUCUAAUAAACAUGCUACCCUAAUCAA